Molecule: messenger RNA, 1216 nt
Organism: Hyla sarda
Lineage: Eukaryota; Metazoa; Chordata; Amphibia; Anura; Hylidae
Gene: GEMIN6
Product: gem nuclear organelle associated protein 6
Exons: 4
Coding region: 401-937 (178 amino acids)
Biological process (GO): spliceosomal complex assembly; spliceosomal snRNP assembly
Cellular component (GO): SMN complex; nucleus
Source: RefSeq, a predicted model, not a curated record
CAUCUACACAGUGAUGGCGCGGGCUCUUUGUUGUACUUUCAUAGCACAACGGCUUUUCUGUCCGUUUAGACUUGAUAAAAAAAAAAAAGGCUAAAUAACGUCACUAGUGGGGGCGUGUCAGUCGGCAAAGCGGGAUGUGACGUUAGCGAGAAGACGCAUUACGCGUCUCGAGGCGGGAUGUGGCGUCACGGAGUAGGCCGCAGAGAGCAGCGUGAUAGGAGGAUGGAGAUAGAGAUGUGAUGCUGUGGAGGACGCUGUGAGUAGUAGCGGUCAUGGCUCCGGUCUAAACAUGGACAAACACAGCCCGCGUCUGUCUCCUGCGUGCGAAUCUGAGCGGAUAUCUAAAGUUUACGCGUAGUUCUUGAUAUCUUAAAAUUGUAACCAUUGAUCACACGCUGCAAUGGACACUGGUGUAGUUACACAGGGAGAAGAGAAACCCAUCGCCAACUGGACUGACAGAAGCCCACCAGAGUGGGAAGCUUAUGUGAACAAGGAGGUCACAGUUACUGCCGACGAGAAGAACAAAUACCAAGGAUGGGUGGCCACAAUCGAUCCAGUGUCUGCAAGUGUUGUCCUUGUUAACUUGGAAGAUAAGACGUCUGUCCGCAUAGUGAUGGGGCAUGCAGUGCAGAAAGUGGAAAUACUGAAAGAAGCAGAUGAGGCCACCAAACAGAAACUUAUAAAUAUGUUCAACCUUCAGGAAAGCAGUAGAACCUACAAUAAGCAGGACCUGGACGCCAAAAAGCUCAAUCUGAAAAGCUGGCUGCAGAAGAACAACAUUCCAGUCAGUGAACAGGGGGAAUCUAUGAGGACAUUAUGUGUUGCUGGUGUAUUAACCAUUGAUCCUCCUUAUGGCCCCGAAAACUGUAACAGCACUAAUGAAAUCAUAUUGUCUCGCAUACAAGGACUAAUACAGGGUUAUAUGACAAGCCAGUAAAGGAAACCAUCUUGGCUGUAUUGUCUGUCCCAACAGCUUGUCCUGCUUAGUAUUUACAUAGCAGAUAUAAGGAAAAGAAUGCCCACAUUUACAUCCAUUUUUUGUUAUUGUGCCAGUGCAUCUACAAUGAAAGCUUUACAAGUAAAAAUGUGUACUGUUUGUGCCUAGAGCACCUAUGUAGACUUAUGUGUUUCCAUAACUACUAGCAAACUGUGUAGUCUGAAAUGACUGUAGAAAGGUCCCCCUUUGCAACAUAGACUAUAAACUCUACAAAGUCUG